This is a messenger RNA of Entamoeba invadens IP1, 907 nucleotides long. RefSeq lists its product as hypothetical. The record is from RefSeq and is a predicted model, not a curated record. The transcript is spliced from 2 exons. The annotation marks the transcript as partial. Lineage: Eukaryota; Evosea; Mastigamoebida; Endamoebidae.
AUGGAGGUACCUAUUUGGGUGUUUAUGUUGAUAGUGCCAAUGUACUCGAUGACAUGCCGUCCAAUAGGUGUAGAUUGUUCCAUCGGAUUUCUUCUUGAGAAUGGCGAGAAAAGUGACGAGACAAGGAAAUGCACGACAGUAUCAGUAAUGUACAACUUUGUGAUGACAAAGAGUUGUUUGAGUGCGUUUGACGUUGCGCCGACAUUAGAAAUUGAGAACAAUUGUGAAUUGACAAUAGACGUUGGGAUGUUUAAGACAAAGGGUGGUAUAAUAGUUUCUCCCUAUGUGAAUACAACAGUGAGUGGAGUGACCAAUUUGAAUGAACUCAAAAGUUUUCAAUUAGGGACCAAAUCAAGACUCACUAUAAUGGGGGAUUUAGUAUUUGAUAGUGACUAUACAAUGCCAUAUGUGUCAUGUUCGUUGAAUGUUUAUGGUGAUGUGAUUGUUCGUGGAAGUGCAGUGUUUCAGUUAAACGAACAAGAGUUGACGGUGACGAAUUUGCGGUUAUAUGACACUUCAGUGUUUGUAGGGUAUGGGAAUAUUCUAUUGGACAACAUUUUUGAGCUUAGAAAUAAUUCGACGCUCACAUUUAGUUACAACAAACAGUUUCAACAGUUGAAAGGCACGUCGAGUAAUACAACAAAAACACGAAGAAAGUGUUCAAUAAAUAAAUUGAGGAAAGAACAUAGACACUUUUCAAAUCAAUUUAAUUCUAUUUAUGAAAAGAAUGACCGACGAUAUGUAUUAGAAACAGAUGAAAUGGAAUUUUCAACAAAGGCGACUAGUGACAAUUAUGAUGAUUUGGGGGAAUUAAUGAUUUACUUAUACGAUGAGAGUUCGAUAACCGUCUCCGAGUGGAUCACUAUGAAUUACACAAACAUCUUUUUAAAUGACAAUCACUCUAACA